AUGUCAGAUCCUCAAUCCAUUUCUCAAUGGAAACAUCGAAGAAGCACUACAUUACCGAAGUCAAAUGAGAUUUAUUAUAUCACACAAUAUUCUUAUCAUAUUUCGCCACAAUUAGAAUAUCCAGACAUUGAUAAUCAAAUGAAACAAAAUCAGUUAGCAAUUGUUCAAGUAUAUGGUGAUGGUUGUGGCUUGUUUGAGUCUAUCGGGGAACAAAUUUUUUCUAACCCCAACCAGCUUCGACUCCAAGUGGUAGACUAUAUUAAACAGAAUGCAUCAAGAUUUUCAAAGUUUACAAGUGACAAUCUGGCGACAUACAUUGAAAAAAUAAAUCAAAACAAACUUGGCGAUUAUGGCUGUAUUGUGGCUUUAGCAGAAUUGUGUAAUAUUACGAUUAUUGUACACGAACACAAGAAAAGACCAAUGUACAUACAACCAAGUAGUGGUAAUAAUCACCCACAAGUUCAUAUUGUAUAUUAUUUGGAUCAAUCUCAUUAUGAUAUUGUUACAUCAUUAAAUGGCGAAAAACUGCACAUCACUAAAGAAGAAUGCCGCUAG
Messenger RNA from Didymodactylos carnosus, 555 nucleotides. The record is from the annotation of a GenBank genome assembly. NCBI's taxonomy places the organism in Eukaryota, Metazoa, Rotifera, Eurotatoria, Philodinida, Philodinidae.